Messenger RNA from Rhodotorula graminis WP1, 1528 nucleotides. RefSeq lists its product as uncharacterized. Gene Ontology annotation, molecular function: DNA-binding transcription factor activity; sequence-specific DNA binding. Gene Ontology annotation, biological process: regulation of DNA-templated transcription. The record is from RefSeq and is a predicted model, not a curated record. NCBI's taxonomy places the organism in Eukaryota, Fungi, Basidiomycota, Microbotryomycetes, Sporidiobolales, Sporidiobolaceae. The coding region runs from base 64 to 1302 and encodes 412 amino acids. The transcript is spliced from 5 exons.
CCAAAAGCUCGUCCUCCUCCUCCUAUCGCCGUGCUGCACUCGGUCACCCCGUUGCGGUGCGCCAUGUACCGCAGCGACGGCAACGCGUGGUACCCGCCGCCCUCGGGUCAGCAGAACGACGACUCGGCGACCCUGUCAACGAGUGCACCGCCCCCUCUUCCCGAGCCGCCACAGCACCACCACCACUACCAGCACGACAUGCAGUACGCCUACUACGACCAGGGCUACGACCCGCAGCUGUACUACUCGCCCGAGCAGCAGUACGCAGCGCCCGCUGCCGACUCGUCGUUCCCGGCCCCCUCGUCGUUCGCCACCGCGCCGGCUCAGCUCCCCGUCCCUCCUGGGCCCGCGGCCAGCUUCGACCAGUACUCGACCGUGCAGUAUGCGCACGACCGCAUGCACUCGGCCGUCGAGUCGGCGCGGUGGACGGGCGAGUUUGACAGCUCGCCGAGCCUCCAGCCUCAUCAGCAGCACCACCACUACCUCUCGACGACGACGACGACGACGACGAGCUCGUCCCACUCGGCGCUCGGCAGCUACGCGCACGCCUACGCCUCGCAGAGCGGCAGCGGCUCGGACGAGGCGGCCCGCCGUCGCUCGGUCGCCAGCAGCACCGACUCGGGCGACAGCCCUCGCAUUGGCGCUCUCGGCCUUCCUAUCGAGGACGACCCUUCCCUUCCACCGCCCGAGAUCAAGCCGUUCGUCCAGAAGCUGUUCAGCAUGCUCAGCGACCCAGAGCACUACCAGGACGUCAUCUUGUGGAACCACGCCGGCGACGCCUUCUUCGUCGCCCACAACGACCGCUUCAUCAACGAGGUGCUGCCGAACGCGUUCGGGCACUCGAACGUCCACUCUUUCACUCGCCAGCUGAACGUCUACAACUUCCAGCGCAUGAACGUGGCGCAGCUGCGCUCGGCGCUCGACCUCCAGGGCGGCAUCGCCGGCGCCUACUCGGGCUGGUCGCACCCGCAGUUCCGCCGCGGCGACCCCUCGACGCUCGCGCACCUGACGCCGCGCCCGAGCCGCGCACGCCUCAUCCGCAAGCUCGAGAAGCAGUACGGCGGGUCGAGCACGAGCGCUGCGAGCGGCGCUCGCAGCGCCGGGAGCGCGAGCGCGAGUGCGAGCAGUGGGGGUUCGAGCGCGAGUCCGAGCACGGGGCCGAUCAGCCCGAUGUCGUCGGCGACGAAGAGGCUCGCCAACCCGCCGACCCUCACGCCGCACCAUCAUCAGCAGCACCCUCAACAGCGCAUGCAGGCGCCCGCCAGCCAUCCUCACGCUCGCCCGGAUCCUCCAUACCCUUAAAACGCGCCCCUCGACCUCUUUCUCCCCUCUCUCAUUCUCUCUCUCUCUCGGGGUCGUUCGUCGUCAUCUAUCCGUCCAGGGCUCCAGUCUGCGCGCGCACACGACCGUGUUGUCUCUGUCCCUUUCGACCCUUCCUUUCCCUCGCACAAACGCAUACCUUUCUCUCGUUCAUCUAGCUCUCUCCUCUCUCUCUCGUAAGUGCCUAAUGACACUAGUGCCUCCUUUC